CACAAGCUCAAAUAUGGAGUCUCUUAUGCAGUGGCUUUUGCUAUGGUUUACCAUGUUGAGACCGUUUUGUUGAACAAAAGAUCCAUUCCCAACAAUCACUGCUCACCUGCCUGCGCUGCUCCCACAGACUGUUCCUGUCCUGGGAGCUCUCAGGUUGGUGCCAUGGCUCUCCUCAGAUUGGAUGGGAACAGGCAGUCCUGCUCCAAGGGCGCCUGACCUGUGGGCUACAGUAUACAGAACCACUCACUGGGAAAGUAGGUCUGCAGUAUAACUUUAUACUCUACAGAAGGCUGCCACAUUAAAAUUAAAGCUGGCCUACUUAACCACUAUGGAACUGGAAAUGUUUUUACAUGCAGAAAACUUGCAUGAUUUUAAAGAUUUUUUUUUCUUUCUCCCAAUCUGCUGACACUGGCUCUUAAACACCUCCCUGUGGGAAGGCGGGAAAGUUCUUACAGAUGUGAAGGAACUGUCUUAACACGUGUGGGGUACAGCAAGCAUCGCUUUUGCUAAGAUAGUCUGCCAUAGGCCUAAUUAUUAAAAGUAAUGUGUGAAAUGUAUUGCCGCCUUAUGUCUGACUGUUACUACUGAGUUCCUCCAAAGGUGUGAUAAUUUAUCUAGGUGUUGAAAGAGACAAGUAAUUAACCUGUGAACAGAAAACGUAUCCCUUCGAGGGAUAGUUUAAUUAACUAGUCGAGAGAACUUCUCAUAAGAAAGAAAUAUACAAAAUGUCUUUCCCUUUUGUAUUGUACACCUUGAAAGUACUUUCCUUUUGAUAACAAUGUUGUGCCCUUUAUUCUUUAAUUUGUCUGCUUAACUGCCUUGAGUGCCCCUCUUCAUUCUUGAAUAAUUCAAAAUCCUUUUACCAAUUAAUGUUUAUUUAAUACAUUCUUGAAAUUAAUUAUUUUAAUAAUGGAGGUAGACUUGUAUCUAGAAAUAUACUUAACAAAAAUAUAAAUGCAAUCAUUUCAAAGAUUUUACUGAGUUAUAGUCCAUAUAAGGAAAUCAGUCAAUUGAAAUAAAUUCAUUAGGCCCUAAUCUAUGGAUUUCACAUGACUGGGCAGGGAUGCAGCCAUUGGUGGACCUUGGAGGGCAUAGGCCCACCCACUGGGGAGCCAGGCACGGCCAAUCAGAAGGAGUGUUUCCCCAUAAAAGGGCUUUAUUACAGACACAAAUACUCCUCAGAAAUACCCCCCAUGUGGUCUGCGGUUGUGAAGCCGUUUGUACGUAUUGCCAAAUUCUCUAAAAUGACGGAGGGGGCUUAUAGUAGAGAAAUUAACAUUAAAUUCUCUAGCAACAGCUCUGGUGGACAUUCCUUCAGUCAGAAUGCCAAUUGCACGCUCCCUUAACUUGAGAUCUGUGGCAUUGUGUUGUGUUGGCAAAACUGAACAUUUUAAAGUGGCAAUUUAUUGUCCCCCCCAGCACAAGGUGCACCUAUGUAAUGACCAUGCUGUUUAAUCAGCUUCUUGAUAUGCCACACCUAUCAAGGUCGAUGGAGAAAUGCUCACUACCAGGGAUGUGGCAGGGUAGCCUAGUGGUUAGAGCGUUGGACUAGUAACCGGAAGGUUGCAAGUUCAAACCCCCGAGCUGACAAGGUACAAAUCUGUCAUUCUGCCCCUGAACAGGCAGUUAACCCACUGUUCCUAGGCUGUCAUUGAAAAUAAGAAUUUGUUCUUAACUGACUUGCCUGGUUAAAUAAAGGUAAAAUAAAUAAACUUGUGCACAACAUUUGAGAGAAAUAUGCACAAAUGGAACAUUUCUGGGAUUUCUUUUUUCAGCUCAUGAAACAUGGGACCAACACUAGGUUUAAAUUUUGUUCAGUGAAUAUAUAUUUGGGGAAUGUAUGUCCAUGUUCUCUGUUAUUGUGUUUUUCUUUUUAGGUGAAAAAGGUAUUUAUUUAAUAGAAAAUGCCUUGACUGUGGAUCCAAACUGUGUUCAUGAAAGUCUAAAGCCAUCAUAAGAUAAAGUCUCAAAAUAUUUGGAACUUUAAAGACUCACUGACUAAAAAAGUAUAAAAAAAGAGGUCUCAAAUGCUGCUGUCUCUUUAAAUAUUCCUGCUGUAAUUCCUGGAGCAUGCAUUUGGCUAUUAAAAAGACAUAAAGCUUGUUGGUCUUCAACACAAAAAAAUCACAUGGCAAAACUUCCCCAGACCUUGAAUUAUAGACCAGAAUCAUCUUGGAUGUUACACCUGCAGAGAGCCGGAGGCUCAGAGGGCUCAAUAUGGAUUUGUCUGGGUAGAGGAGCAACACCAUGUUUCUCAGCCUAGAUUCACAGACUCUUCACUGAGUUAUAUGCCUCUAAACAUUUCUUCAUCCAUUUGUAUUUUAUUUUAUACAUAGAGCUGUAAGCAGAGAAUGCUUUCACUAGUCCUGUGGAUGGUAUGGGUCUCCUCGGUCUGCUUUCUACAAUGCAGGCCUGGGUCCUGUAAGGAGAUGAAGCUACCUAGCAGGGUAGGGAAGCCCCCUUCCCCAUCUGACUUUCUGGAUAAACUCAUGGGAAGGACAUCUGGGUACGACGCCCGCAUUAGACCCAACUUCAAAGGUCCUCCUGUGAAUGUCACCAUCAACCUGUUCAUCAACAGCUUUGGGUCCAUCACAGAAACCACUAUGGACUAUCGGCUUAAUGUGUUUCUACGGCAACAAUGGAAUGACCCACGACUGGCCUAUAAGGAGUACCCUGAUGACUCUCUGGACCUGGAUCCUUCCAUGUUGGACUCCAUCUGGAAACCUGACCUUUUCUUUGCCAAUGAAAAAGGGGCAAACUUUCACGAAGUCACCACAGACAACAAACUGCUGCGGAUAUUCCAAAAUGGGAAUGUCCUCUACAGUAUCAGGUUAACUCUGAUCCUGUCCUGCCCUAUGGAUCUGAUGAACUUCCCUAUGGACAUUCAGACAUGCUCUAUGCAGCUGGAAAGCUUUGGCUACACCAUGAAUGACCUGUGUUUCCAGUGGCUGGACAUUGGCCCUGUGCAGGUGGCUGAUGACCUGAUGCUUCCUCAGUUUGUGUUGAAGGAGGAGAAAGACUUGGGCUACUGCACCAAACACUACAACACAGGUAAAUUCGCCUGUAUCGAGGUAAAGUUCCACCUGGAGAGACAGAUGGGUUACUACCUGAUCCAGAUGUACAUCCCCAGCCUGCUAACCGUCAUCCUCUCCUGGGUCUCCUUCUGGAUCAACAUGGAUGCGGCCCCAGCUAGAGUGGGCCUUGGUAUCACCACAGUGCUCACCAUGACAACACAAAGCUCUGGGUCCAGGGCAUCCUUGCCUAAGGUGUCUUAUGUGAAGGCCAUUGAUAUCUGGAUGGCUGUGUGUCUUCUUUUUGUGUUUGCUGCACUGCUGGAGUAUGCAGCAGUAAACUUUGUCUCACGACAGCACAAAGAGUUCUUCAGACUGAGGAAAAAGAUCAAAGAACAACAGCGGCAGAGAACUCAGGGAAGUGGAACUGGUGAGAGCAGCAAAGUGAAAGGUAACAACGUGCCAGGCAACAACACCUGCCAGGGGAACUUGUCUGGCCCUCAGCAGUGCAGUGUCUGUGCCAGGGAGCAGGAACUGGCAGAGCAGAGUCAGGCCUAUUUUCUCCAUAGUUAUGGAGCAGCAGAAGAUGCACCACCAGAGAUGGACGCCCCAAUCUUUCAGGCCUUACCUCCUGGGUUUCCACUGUAUGACAUCCGAAGGCGGUUUGUAGAUCGGGCAAAAAGGAUUGACACUAUAUCCAGGGCUGUGUUCCCUCUGAGUUUCCUUUGCUUCAAUGUUUUCUAUUGGCUCACGUACAAAGUGCUACGGAAUGAAGCCAUCCGAGCUACUCUGUGACAAACCAACAUCUGUGGACUGAAUUAUAGCACUAGAAUCUAGUCUUCCACAGAACACUUUGAGACAGUGUUAGAGAUCCAUCAGCUGUGCCAAUGGAUAAAUAACUGACUGCAUGUCCAGUUCCCUUCAUUUUUUUAUGAAAGUAAGCAAACUUGAUGUCUCUUCGAAGUGUCAUCCUUAAGUUUUUUUUACAAUUCCAAUGGACCGCACUAAUGGCAUAUAAGCCUUCUUGCACUAUGGAUACUUUCAAUGUCACCCCCAUGGAGGGCACAAGUCCAGAUAUUGAAGCAGGACUGCAUGGAAAAAUAUAUAUUUUUUGUAUUUCAGAAUUGUAUUUAUUUUGUACUCUUGUGGAUUGCCACAUUACCGUAUUGGCAAAUCAUAAACCCCUACAAAUAUAUUGAUUUCAACAUAUGGUACACUUUAUGUAAUUGUACAUUAUUGGUACAGAAGUGAAUGCUGGACAUAUUGAAUUGUCUAGUUAGGCAAUGUCCUUGAUUAUCAUACUGUGUCAAAUAUUGACUUUGUCAUCCUCAAUUAAACAAAUCAA
Oncorhynchus masou masou (cherry salmon) is the source of this 4356-nucleotide messenger RNA. It is a transcript of the gene glra4b, whose product is annotated as glycine receptor, alpha 4b. NCBI's taxonomy places the organism in Eukaryota, Metazoa, Chordata, Actinopteri, Salmoniformes, Salmonidae. Gene Ontology annotation, cellular component: plasma membrane; synapse; neuron projection. Gene Ontology annotation, molecular function: chloride channel activity; glycine binding; transmitter-gated monoatomic ion channel activity involved in regulation of postsynaptic membrane potential. Gene Ontology annotation, biological process: chloride transmembrane transport; chemical synaptic transmission; signal transduction. The transcript has 10 exons. The coding region runs from base 2352 to 3806 and encodes 484 amino acids. The record is from RefSeq and is a predicted model, not a curated record.